Messenger RNA from Syngnathus acus (greater pipefish), 2846 nucleotides. It is a transcript of the gene arhgap27, whose product is annotated as Rho GTPase activating protein 27. Gene Ontology annotation, biological process: regulation of GTPase activity; signal transduction. The transcript is spliced from 16 exons. Gene Ontology annotation, molecular function: protein binding. Gene Ontology annotation, cellular component: cytoplasm. The coding region runs from base 20 to 2533 and encodes 837 amino acids. The record is from RefSeq and is a predicted model, not a curated record. Lineage: Eukaryota; Metazoa; Chordata; Actinopteri; Syngnathiformes; Syngnathidae.
CUAUUUCCAUCACCAAAGCAUGGAGCAGGUGUCAGUGCAGCAUGAGUUUGAGUAUAAAACCAACAACGGCCGCCUCGUGUCCAUCAAGCCCAACGAAACCUACUUCCUGCUCUCCAGGACCAACGAACACUGGUGGCAAGUCUGCACCAAGCAGGAAGACACCGAGCCCUUCUACAUCCCAGCCCAGUAUGUGCGCGAGCUCGAUGCGUAUAUGGCGACAAGGGUGGCCCGGGAAGCUCAAGGAGAUGCUAGCCGGUUCUGCACCUUUGGUAUAGGCGGUGCCAAAGCUGAGGUGACACCUAAAAGAGGCGUGCACAAUGGAGGGGACGCACCUCACGGAAAAGUGGAGAUGAUGACCGUUAGAACAGACGAGGAGGAUCCAUCGUGUGAAGUCAAGGUGGACGAUGAGAGCAAACACGCGCCCAUCUACGUCAACGUAGCUCAGCUUCACCAGGACUCGACUACCUCGCCCCCCCACCAGGACACCGACGGAUGGGAGGUGCACUUUGACCCGGAGAGUGGUCAGGACUACUACUACCACCCUGCCACGGGACAGACCACCUGGGACAACCCCCUCGCCGAAUCACUCCCAGAACCGAGUCCCCCUUUGCCCCUUCCAUCUCCUAUCCAAACGUCGGAUUGGGAGCAGCUAGUGGAUGAGCGCAGCGGGAUCCCCUACUUCUACAACGCCAUGUCUGGGGAGACGUCUUGGGAGCCACCGGAGCUGCUCAGCCCGUACCCGCCCUUGAUGGAGCCCAUGAGUGUGCACCGCUUUCACCAGGACGAUUCGCCUCAGCUUCCUGAGGAAGACUACAGCUCAGCAGAUGGACCUGAUGUCGAUGAGGAUCCCCUGGCCAUGAGGUCCCCUGCGUCCCACAGGGAAUACGACCUGUCCUACGUGAGCCGUGCCGUUAUCCCACGGGCCAGCUUGGACCGGAGCACGCCCUCCGGCUGGAACCUCAGCGUGGAGCCCGACGGAACCUGGGUGUUUACCAACGAUCACUCGCUAGAGCAGUGGGUCAAGUCCGUAGACGACCUGGGCCGAACUUACUAUUACCUGAAAGACGGCACCAAGUCGCAGUGGAACCUGCCCAAUGUAAGUGGAACCUUUUCAGACGGCCUGCUGCUUAAACACCCCACAAUUUCUCACCAUGUCAUCUCCCAGGACGAGAACGGUAUGGAGUACGACGAGGUGAAUGUCUUCAAGAACUGGAGACAAAGCGUAGGACCAGCCCAGCAUGCCUCGGUUCAAGACGACGCGAGGUUCGUCCCGACCCACCGGAGGACCACGUCGGACUACAGCAGCGACAGCUCCAGCACGGGCAACUCUCCCGAAGCGCAGCCUAACGUGCAGAACUUGGAAAAAGCUGGAAUCCUGAACAAAACAAAAGUGUCUGAAAAUGGCAAAAAGGUCAGGAAAAACUGGACCCAGACCUGGACGGUUCUGCAUGGAGGCACGCUGACCUUCCAUAAAGACCCCAAAUCCACAUCGCCAGGCUAUUCGAACAAAACCAAUCAGAUCGUCCCGGAGGUGUCAGUGGACCUGCGAGGCGCCAUGAUCACCUGGGCCUCUAAAGAUAAAUCAAGCAAGAAGAAUGUUUUAGAGUUAAAAAGCAAAAACGGUCUUGAGUUUCUGAUCCAGUAUGAUACUGAGAGCAUAAUUACCGACUGGCAUAAAGUAUUAUUGGACACCAUACGGCAACUGGAGUACCAGGAGCACCACUCCGAGGAGGAGGAUAGCAGCGACGUGUACGAAAAGAUCGGCGGGGCGGAGCAACAGUUAACCAGCGACUGGCGUAGGGCCUCCAGACCAAGCGUCACCAGCACCAGCACCACCACCGCUGGAGAAACCGACCCAAAGAAGGUUCGCACUAAGUUGAUCAAGUUCCUUAUGAAGCGGCCUUCACUUCAAGCGGUUAAGGAGAAAGGAUACAUACGAGACAACGUGUUCGGCUGCCACCUGGCCACGCUUUGCGCGCAGGAGCAGACCACCGUUCCCAGUUUUGUGGAGAAGUGCAUAAAAGCUGUGGAGAGGCGAGGUUUGGAUAUCGACGGACUCUACAGGGUCAGCGGGAACCUCGCCGUCAUCCAGAAGCUGCGUUUUAAAGCAGAUCAUGAGGAACUGGACCUUGAGGACGGCCAGUGGGAGGACGUUCACGUCCUCACCGGAGCGCUGAAGCUGUUCUUCCGUGAGCUUCCCGAGCCGCUUUUCCCCAACAGUCUGUUUCCUCAGUUCGUCUCCGCCAUCAAAAUUUUUGAUUACAACACAAAGGUGUGUUGCAUUUAUGAGUUGAUCCAAUCUCUUCCCGCCCCGAAUCACGACACCAUGAAACUCCUGUUUGGACAUUUACGGAGGGUCAUCCAGUGCGGCGAGGAUAACCGCAUGACGGGGCACAAUGUCGCCAUCGUGUUCGGGCCCACGCUCAUGCGGCCCGAAGCAGAGUUGGACAAUAUUGCUAGGAACACGGUUUACCAGAACCAGAUAGUGGAGCUCAUCCUCAACGAGUAUGAGCGCCUCUUCCAUUCAGGCUGAAGGAGUUCAUCUCUUUAUUUGAAGAUUUAACACAAAACAUCUUGUAAUAUAGAAGUGUAUACAGCUAAUAAUAUCAACAAGACAUUGUGAAAUAAAUAUUACAUAGAAUGUUUAAAUAAAACAGAAUAUCUAUGCUGUAUUGUUAGUUGUCUAAUGACACCAUAGAACUACUGUAUAUAAAGCUCAACAGGCUGGAGCAGUGGCCAUUGAAGGAAAUGUAUUUGUUGUAAAUAAUAAUAGAAAGCAUUCAUGUGCUGAAUGUUGUCAAAACUAUAUGCAAAGUAAUUCCAUAAUAAAAUAACUUUGUAAAGAA